GCUGCCGCGUCACGCAGAACCAUAAUGGCGGCGAACUUAGCGACUCGGGAGCCGUGCACGGAGAAUAAACAUACAGCGUGCAGCGCAGCAAUGACUUCCGACGGGUUAAUUAGACGUUCCGUUCAAAAGUGCUUCUCUUCCUUAAUCGAUUCGAUCAUAGAGUUUAGCACUGAGGUCAAACUAAACCCUGAGUAUUUGAGCAGCACUGGCAGCGUGAGUGAACGUGACUUCACUGCUCUCCAGCCAUCGCACGUGUACAGCUGUUUACAGCAGCACAUCUGCAAGUUACAGGCCAUAUCGUCACACCUGAAACAAAUACUAGAUGCUGAAAGCCCAUCUGAAUCUUUCAAUAAUGAAAAAACGGAAAAAUCCAAGAAUAAGUUGGCAGCAGCGUCUGAAGAAGAGAUGGCGGUAGACAAAGAGCUCUUUCCUACCACAUCAUACCAACACACUGCCGCAAUUUCCCAACCUGAUGACCGCUGUGUUCAGAUCAAAGCUGGCAAAGCUGAGAUUGAACGUAGGAUCUCUGCAUUUAUAGAGCGCAAACAGCUGGAGAUCAAUGAAAACAAUGUGCGGGAGUUUUGCAAUGUGAUCAACUGCAAUCAGGAAAACAGUUGUGCUAGAACAGAUGCAGUCUUCACACCCUAUCCAGGUUUUAAGAGUCAUGUAAAAGUGACCCGAGUGGUGAAUACGUAUGGGCCCCAAACCAGAGGUGGGCACACUGAGCAGGGAGAACAGCACCAAGGCUUGUACAGCAGAGACUGUGGGAACCCAGUCAUCGAGGAGCGGCUAAACAACAUAGAGGCACACCUGAAGCUACCAGCAGCAGGUCCUGUGCCUCAGAGCAUUUACCAGCGGCUUAAAAAGUUAGAGGAUCGAAUCUUGGAGCUUGAGGGUCUUUCCCCGGAGUACUUCCACUCUACGGGUUACUUUCACAAACGUCUGAAAGGUUCAGUUUCUCAGAAUUAUAGCCUGAGCGAGUUAGAUGGAAAAAUCAAUGCAGUUCGAACUGCUUUACUGAAGAGAGCAAGCGAGUUCCAGUCCAGAGAUGUCGGGGAGUUUCCAUUCUGACAAACACACUGUUGUCAAACAGUACCUCCACCCUGAAGAUUUGUCUUUCUUCAUUUUAUAUAUAUAUAUAUAUAUAUAUAUAUAUAUAUAUAUAUAUAUAUAUAUAUAUAUAUAUAUAUAUAUAUAUAUAUAUAUAUAUAUCUGUACACAAUAUUGAGUUUAAAAAUGAACUAAAUACCUGUACAUGCUCAUUCUUAUGUGUUGUAAAUAUAUUUUUUUUGUCUUCAAAUCUGUUGAGUAUUUGAAUAUUUUGCACACAAUCAUACACAACAUAUUGACUGUUUUUUGUCUAAGGUUGUUUGAUUGAUCAGGUCCAUCAAAUCGAUUUACAAGUAUAGUAUUCAUUCAUUUUCCUAAAGUAGACUUUUUUCUUGAGCUGAUCCUGGGAAUGUUUGUUUAGCAUGAGGCAGGGACACAUCCUGAAUGGGACACCAGUCCAUCAAAUGACCAUCAUACACAGGUACAUAUAAACACACCUGACAGCAGAUUAGUGUAAACAAACGAUCAGCUGGCAUGUUCUUGGAAGGUUGAAGGAAACUGAAAAACCUUAAUAAAGAUUUAAAUGUUUAACCCA
Molecule: messenger RNA, 1645 nt
Organism: Silurus meridionalis
Lineage: Eukaryota; Metazoa; Chordata; Actinopteri; Siluriformes; Siluridae
Gene: mbip
Product: MAP3K12 binding inhibitory protein 1
Exons: 9
Coding region: 25-1071 (348 amino acids)
Cellular component (GO): cytosol
Source: RefSeq, a predicted model, not a curated record